Messenger RNA from Trichoderma virens Gv29-8, 558 nucleotides. RefSeq lists its product as uncharacterized. The coding region runs from base 1 to 558 and encodes 185 amino acids. Lineage: Eukaryota; Fungi; Ascomycota; Sordariomycetes; Hypocreales; Hypocreaceae. The record is from RefSeq and is a predicted model, not a curated record. The transcript is spliced from 8 exons.
AUGCGGGAGAGCAAUAACCGCUUCUGUUCUGCUGGUGCGGUUAGGCUCGACCAUGAAUCGUCAAUAGAAGCUACACUUUACGUGUCUAGCAUACCUCCUACGACCCUACAUUACAACAUGCCGACUGAAGCCGCACGGAUGAACUUCCUCCAAGAGCGCUCUAGCGGUUUUGGCUGGUUCAAUCAAGUAGUGUCGUCGGCCGUGAGCAUCAAGCUCACGAUGUCUCCCCCCACGCCUGAAUCAGUCCCGUCACUAUCUACCGCGGUGGCGGCUGAUCCCGUGUUUCACAUCUUGAAUCAACAAACCCUCAUUUACCAUGGUGGCUUCAUGCAGUGGUAUUGUUCUUACCCACCUGCCACGCUGUUGACCAUUCUUACAAUGCUAGAAGAGACUAGUGUCUAUGUCUUCUCAAUGCCUGAUACGAUGACUGGUGGAUAUGAGAAGCCGUCAUGGGUGCUAAGAACUGUGUUAGCCGAAGUAAACCUCAGGUACUUGCCUCCAGAGACUAUCCCACGGCUGCGGCACAUGUAUGGCUCUGGAGUAUUUAGGCACUUGUGA